GCAAGGCCCUUGCAUGGGGUUUUUGUCACUCCGAAGGGCCCUUGGUGAACCAACCCUUAAGAGGGAGGACCCGACCACAUGUCGCGGUUCAGCUCGAUGUCUAGCCCAACCGGCCACUCUCUUUGACAUUCACGACUAUGGGACUCCUGGGCCGUCUUCCGGCUCUCGCAGCUGCGGCUGCAGCGUUUACUAUCGGCACCGCAGAGGCAUCCUAUGCUGGAGGGGGCCUGACCAUUUUGGCUCCGAGUGAUGUCGACGGAUCGCAGAAUGACGGUUCCGGUGCCAUGCUCGUGGGCCAGCCGAGCGACUUUGAGACCGGCCGGGCCUCUUGCAAGCUGCUAACAGAAGCCCCCUGGAGCCCGGAGCAGGCCGACUUCGAGGCCACACUGAGAAAGGCGCUCGGCUACCAGGAAUACCAAGAGAUCGCGUCCAAGGACCAGCUAUACUGGAUUUCCAAGGCCAAGUCGUGUGAGACCACCUGCCGCGCGAUCGACGCCCAGGGGAAGACUCACAGCGUGGAGUGUGGGGAGGAGCUGCCGAUUCUCUGUACUCACAGCGCUCCGCUUUCGAGCAGUACUGCCGACAACAACUCGGCGACCUGGCAAGUGCAGCAGACGGUGGGAAAGAAGGUACUGACCGGUUACCGCGAUUACCACGUUUGGAAGUUCAGGGGUGUCCGGUUUGCCGACACCCCUGCGCGGUUCACGUACUCCAAGGCGGCCAGCUACGAGGACGAGGGAGAAGUCGAUGCCACGGUGGCGGGAGAGGACUGCCCGCAGAGAGUCGAGGACGCCGAGGGCGGAACUAGCAGCGAGGACUGUCUCUUUGCGAACGUGUGGACCCCUUAUCUCCCACCCACGGGGGGUGUAGACAAAAAGGAGAAGCUGAAGCCCGUUAUGGUGUACAUUUAUGGCGGCAGCUUCAAUUCGGGAUCUAGCAAGAACAUGUACAAGGACGGUACCAACUUGGCAGCACGCGGUGAUGUGGUGGUAAUUGCGUUCAACUACCGCCUUGGGUCGAUCGGGUUCCUGAACCUAAACGACGGCGUUCACAACGGCAAUUACGGCGUCUCGGACCAGGUCACCGCGCUGGAAUGGAUCAGCAAGUACAUCAAGUACUUUGGCGGGGACCCUGACCAGGUAACCGUCUUUGGGGAGUCGGCGGGAGCUCUGAGCAUACACAUGCUCCUCGGCAUGGAAAAGGCGAAGGGUCUUUUCCACGGAGCGGUUAUGGAGUCAUCACCCGACGGAUGGCCCACAACGCCCGGCGCGGCCAGACCUGUGGCAUGGCCGUAUUAUGACAGCCUGGAAAAGAACUAUCAACUGAUGACCACGCCGGUUUUGGCCCUAACCGGUUGCCUCAACGCCACCGACAAAGUGGCUUGCCUCAACCAGCUGAGCGCUGUCGAGCUGGUCAGCCUCCCCCUUAACCCCAGCUUCGCGGUCAUGGACGGCAACUACCUCACCAACCACGGGCUGGUCGUCAACUCAACCGCCGACAGCCUGGCUACCGAGGUCCCCGUCAUGCUCGGCGUCAACCGCGACGAGACGGGCGUCUACGUCACCGAAGCCCUCCUCCCCACCGACAACCAAACCUUCCUCGAGUACAUCGACGUCCUGGGCGUCGAGGCCUUCCACGGGCCCGAGGGCGCCAAAGCCUCCGCCAUCCUCGGCCUGACCGAAGGCGAGCCGAUCCCGGGCCUGCCCCCCUCCCUCGCCAACAACACCGCCACCACCUCGGAGAAGUUCCACGCCGCCGUCAAGCUCACCACCAACUGGCUCUUCACCUGCAACACCUACGCCAAAGCCUUCUCCGCCGCCAAGCACGCCGCCUUCCAAUCCACCUACAUGUUCGAGUUCAACCGCACCUACUCCCCGCGCGGCUGGACCCAGCCCUGGUGCGAUCCCCCCCUCACCCCCUCCCACCCGCACGGCGACCCGGACGGCGAGUACUUCAAGUGCCACGCGGCCGAGCAGGCGUUUGUCUUCGGCACGGUGCUGCGCACGGGCAUGCCGCUGCGCGACGCGCGCGACCUGCCCUUCAUGCAGCUCGUCAUGGACCACUGGGCCGCCUUUGCCCGCUGGGGGGAUCCUAACCCCCGUAAGGGGUGGUUGGAGGCGAGGGGCCAUGUGGGCACGCUGAGGGAGGUGGAGAGGGUGGGCAGGUGGGAGAAGGUGGAUGCGGACAGGCCGGUCAUGAGGAUGCUGCAGUGGGGGGCGAAGGAGGUGCCGUUGGGGGAGGGGCAUCAGGAGCUUUGUGAGGGGCUGGGGGCGGCGUAUGGCAGUUUGGAGCCGUGAUCGUGGUCGGGGUGUCGGAAAGGAGGGAUGGUGUCGGGGUGGGUUUGGGGGGUAUC
Messenger RNA from Chaetomium fimeti, 2353 nucleotides. Its product is annotated as Alpha/Beta hydrolase protein. The transcript is spliced from 3 exons. Gene Ontology annotation, molecular function: serine hydrolase activity; cholinesterase activity. Lineage: Eukaryota; Fungi; Ascomycota; Sordariomycetes; Sordariales; Chaetomiaceae. Bases 138 to 2297 code for a protein of 719 amino acids. The record is from RefSeq and is a predicted model, not a curated record.